AGUGGGCACUUGUGGCAGAGUCCGCGGUACACAGAAAGCUUACUCGCGGACAAGUAAGCGCUUGUGAUUGCAAUCCGACGGGCUCUCUCAGUCUUCUGUGCGAAAAUUAUGGUGGAAUGUGUCCGUGUAAGUCAAACGUGGUCGGCAGACGUUGCGAUCGUUGCGCGCCAGGAACGUAUGGAUUUGGUCCAGAAGGAUGCAUUCCCUGUGACUGUAAUAGUGUUGGUGCACUUGAUAAUUUCUGCGACGUCGAAACUGGCCGAUGUAAGUGCCGUUCAAAUACUUACGGUAGAACCUGCGGCCAAUGUGAACCCGGCUUUUGGAAUUUCCCACAUUGUCAGCGCUGUGAAUGCAACGGACAUGCUGACAGUUGCGACUCGAACACUGGAGCAUGCAUUAAUUGCCGAGAUUUUACUACCGGACACACUUGCGACCGAUGCAUCGAUGAUUUCUACGGCGAUCCGCGGAUUGGGGUGGAUAUACCCUGCAGAGCAUGUCCUUGCCCAGGUACUCGUGAAUCCGGUCAUUCAUACGCUGACAGUUGCUCUUUAGACUCUGUAACACAAGAUGUAGUGUGCGAAUGUUUCGAGGGGUACUCCGGGCCGCGAUGUGAGUUUUGUGCCGAGAAUUAUUUUGGUAAUCCCGAAAGAGUACCAGGUGGAUGCGAAAUAUGCAACUGCAACAACAAUACAGACUUACAUCGAGCAGGAAACUGCGAUCGACAGACUGGUCAUUGCCUUCAAUGUUUGUUCAAUACUGCUGGUCGAAACUGCGAAGUAUGUAGACCAGGAUUCUAUGGAAAUGCUCUUCGACAAGACUGCCGGGAUUGUCAAUGCAAUGUGCUUGGCACUGAUAAGAGCACAGGUCCGUGCGACCAUCGUACCGGACAAUGCCCGUGUUUGCCACAUGUCAUUGGACAACUUUGUGAUUCUUGUGAGGAGUAUCAUUGGAGAAUUGCCAGUGGACAAGGUUGCGAUCCGUGCGAGUGUGACAUAGUUGGAAGUAUUUCAGACAGGUUCUCUUAUAAAACAAUUUUUAUAAAAAUCAAAGUUCUUUUUUUUUUAGAAAAUGUAUUAUUCUCGAAAGUUUUACAAUUACUUUCUUCAAAAACAAUAUUAUUUCUUGAAUAAUCCUAUUAGAUUAUAAAUUAAGAUUAAAAGUUGAUUUGAAAUUAACCAGAAAGUUGAUUUGAAAUUAAUCAGAAUUUAAAAAAUUAAUUUCAAGUUUAGUAAAUGUUCUAAUUCUAAUCGAAUUUCAAUCCAAGCUCAAUUCUAAUACAUAGUUUUAUACUUAGUCGGCGUAACAAAAAUCAGAUGAGUUCCAGAUGCGCACAAAAUAAAACGGAUACGUUGUGUCACACACAGAAUGUGUGUCAAUUGGACACAGACUCAAUCGGACACAAGAAGAAACGGACACAUAACGAAGGCAAUCGGACACAGUCUCAAUCGGACACAUUAAGCGGACACACAACAGUCUCAAUCGGACACGGUUACAAUUGGAUACGAGGUGAAACGGACACAUAACAGUCUAAAUCGGACAAAGUUCCAAUUAGAACAGUUUUAAUCGGACACAAUAGUAUUAAAACAGACUACUUUUUUAAUGUUUUUAUUCUUUUUGUUCGUGUAAACGUGUAGGCGGGGAGGAGAAGAGCGCAGCGAUUAGAACUGUGUUGAGACUGUCGUGUGUCCGUUUCACUUUGUGUCUAAUUGUAACUGUGUCCAAUUGAGACUGUCGUUCUAACUCGUGUCCAAUUAAAACCAUGUUCUGGGUACUGUGUCCGAUUGAGAUUGUCAUGUGUCCAUUGCUUGAUGUGUCCGAUUGAUACAUCUUGCCGUGUCCGUUUUAUUUUGUACGCAUCUGGAACUCAUCUACAAAAACCAACGCGUCAAUCAGCAUUUUAUUUUUAUGAAGCAACAUAUGGAUUGAAUAUCGCGUAGUUUUUUAUCAUCUUAUCGUAUCGUGUUGACACGUACUGCUUGUACUUAGAAGUCCUAAGACUCAUCGAUAUUCUUGCAGUCACUUUAUUCUGACGUUAGAAGUGACGAAAUAAUUAUUGCAACUUAUGUAAAAAUAAACGAAUAUUUCUGCACAAACUCACAAAUAAAGUAUAGCCGUUCGAGCCCUGGUUAAAGUACUAUUUUUUGCAACGGAUUUUCUACUAAAUAACAUCAACAUUUGCUAACUGGUUAUAGAAUUAUAUAGAGUCUCCUAAAAGUCCGGAAACGCUAAAAAAUCUCAAAAACAAUCAACUAUAACAAAAAAUAUGUACAAAACAAAGUUGUACUUAAAAAAAUCUUGUAGUGAUAAGAGUUUGACAUUGGAUGGAGUUUUU
Molecule: messenger RNA, 2332 nt
Organism: Pseudomyrmex gracilis
Lineage: Eukaryota; Metazoa; Arthropoda; Insecta; Hymenoptera; Formicidae
Product: laminin subunit beta-1-like
Exons: 3
Coding region: 117-1130 (337 amino acids)
Source: RefSeq, a predicted model, not a curated record